AUGUAAAUGAAGUAAAUGCUGAAUUCUUAGUAUGUUUGACUAUCAUACUAGUGUUUCCUGUUUGUUAGGAAAAACGGAGAUUCUAACAUUCUUUGGAGCUUUACUGGAAGCCAAACUGUUAAAGGGCACAGAUAUCCAAUAUAAGUUUUCUCAUUUUGGUAACUGCAGCUGAUUUGAAUGAGCCGUAUGGCAGGUGGAUUUCACAGCAUAUACAAUUUACUGUCUUUGUUUUAUCAAGGCCUUAAGUGUAUGUUUUGUACUAACCAGAUGGGAAACACAUUGAGCACUGUGUUUGACAUGUAUGCCUAAGGAAAAACAACAACAACAACAACAACAACAAACUCCCUGAUGGAUCAUGGCGUUAAUGUUUACAGGACAUUUCUUAUUUUUAGCAUUAGUGAUGUUUGGUUUCUCUACUUUUGAGGAAUCUGUGAGCAAUUACUCCGAAUGGGCAGUGUUCACCGAUGAAAUCAAUCAGUUUGAAACCCAGAAAGUACAAGAUUUCAGACCCAACCAAAGGCCGAAGAAAAGUAUGCUUCAUCCAAGUUUAUACUUUGAUGCUGGAGAAAUCCAAGCAAUGAGGCAGAAGUCUCGUACGAGCCAUUUACAGUUGUUUCGAGCGAUCAGAAGUGCAGUGACGGUUAUGCUGUCUAAUCCAACAUACUACCUACCUCCACCCAAGCAUGCUGAUUUUGCUGCUAAGUGGAAUGAAAUCUAUGGCAACAAUCUGCCUCCAUUAGCAUUGUACUGUUUGUUGUGCCCAGAAGACAAAGUCGCCUUUGAAUUUGUCUUGGAAUAUAUGGACAGGAUGGUUGCUUAUAAGGACUGGCUGGUUGAGAAUGCCCCAGGGGAUGAAGUUCCAGUUGGCCAUUCUUUAACAGGUUUUGCCACUGCCUUUGACUUUUUAUAUAACUUAUUAGAUAAUCAUCGAAGACAGAAAUAUCUGGAAAAAAUCUGGGUUGUUACUGAGGAAAUGUAUGAGUAUUCCAAGGUCCGCUCCUGGGGCAAACAACUUCUUCAUAACCACCAAGCUACUAAUAUGAUGGCGUUACUCACUGGGGCCUUGGUGACUGGGGCAGACAAAGGAUCUAAAGCAAAUAUAUGGAAGCAGAUUGUAGUAGAUGUGAUGGAAAAGACAAUGUUUCUGUUGAAUCAUAUUGUUGAUGGUUCUUUGGAUGAAGGUGUGGCCUAUGGAAGCUAUACAUCCAAAUCAGUCACACAGUAUGUUUUUCUGGCCCAGCGCCAUUUUAAUAUCAACAACUUGGAGAAUAACUGGUUAAAAAUGCACUUUUGGUUCUAUUAUGCCACGCUUUUACCAGGCUUCCAAAGAACUGUGGGUAUAGCAGACUCCAAUUACAAUUGGUUUUAUGGUCCAGAAAGUCAGUUAGUUUUCUUGGAUAAGUUCGUCUUAAAGAAUGGAGCUGGAAACUGGUUAGCCCAACAAAUUAGAAAGUACCGACCUAAAGAUGGCCCAAUGGUUCCCUCCACUGCUCAGAGAUGGAGUACUCUUCAUACUGAAUACAUUUGGUAUGAUCCCCAACUAACCCCACAGCCUCCUGCUGACUAUGGUACUGCGAAAAUGCACAUAUUCCCUAACUGGGGUGUUGUUACGUAUGGGGCUGGCUUGCCAUAUACCCAGGCCAAUACCUUUGUGUCUUUUAAAUCGGGGAAGCUGGGAGGGCGUGCUGUCUAUGACAUAGUUCACUUUCAGCCAUACUCCUGGAUUGAUGGCUGGAGAAGCUUUAAUCCAGGACAUGAACAUCCGGAUCAGAACUCAUUUACUUUUGCCCCAAAUGGGCAAGUCUUUGUUUCCGAAGCUCUUUAUGGACCCAAGUUGAGCCACCUUAACAAUGUGCUAGUGUUUGCUCCGUCACCUUCGAGCCAGUGUAAUAAGCCCUGGGAGGGCCAGCUAGGAGAAUGUGCACAGUGGCUCAGGUGGACAGGUGAGGAGGUUGGUGACGCCGCUGGGGAGAUCAUCACUGCCUCUCAACAUGGGGAAAGGAUGUUUGUGAGUGGGGAGGCAGUGUCGGCGUAUUCGUCAGCAAUGAAACUCAAAAGUGUGUAUCGGGCUUUGCUUCUCUUAAACUCCCAGACACUGCUCGUUGUUGAUCACAUUGAUAAGCACGAAGAUUCCCCGAUCAGUUCUGUCAGUGCCUUCUUUCAUAAUCUGGAUAUUGAUUUUAAGUACAUCUCGUAUAGAUUUAUGAACAGAUACAAUGGCGCUAUGAUGGAUGUGUGGGAUGCCCACUACAAAAUGUUUUGGUUUGAUCAUCAUGGCCAUAGUCCCAUGGCUAGUAUUCAGGAAGCCGAACAAGCUGCCGAAUUUAAGAAACGGUGGACUCAAUUUGUUAAUGUUACAUUUCCAAUGCAAUCCACAAGCAUGAGGAUUGCAUAUGUCUUCUAUGGGCCAUAUGUCAAUGUGUCCAGCUGCAGAUUUAUUGACAAUUCCCAAUCGGGGCUUCAGAUAUCUCUUAAUGUCAAUAAUACUGAACAUGUUGUUUCCAUUGUCACUGACUACCAUGACCUGAAGACAAGGUUCAGUUACCUGGGAUUUGGUGGCUAUGCCACUGUGACUGAUCAGGGCCAAAUCACACGAUUUGGUUUGGGCACACAAACAGUAGGAAAGCCCAUAAGACAUGAUAGAGUUAUUUUCCCCUUUGGAUUUAAAUUUAAUAUAGCAGUUGGAUUGAUUUUGUGCAUUAGUCUGGUGAUCUUAGCUUUUCAGUGGCAGUUUUACAUUUCUUUUCGAAAGCUGAUGCGGUGGAUACUCCUCCUGGUGAUUGCCUUGUGGUUCAUUGAGCUCCUGGAUGUAUGGGGCACUUGCACUCAGCCCAUCUGUGCGAAAUGGACAAGGCCAGAGGCCAAGACCAGCAAGAAGUCCUUGUCAUCUGAAGAGCACUAUAUCCAUCUUCCCGAUGUUGUCAUUACCUCACUUCCUGGUUCAGGAGCUGAAAUUCUCAAGCAACUUUUCUUUAACAGCAGUGAUUUUCUUUACAUCAGGGUCCCUACAACCUACAUUGAUAUUCCUGAAACGGAGUUUGAGAUUGACUCAUUUGUAGAUGCCUGUGAGUGGAAGGCAUCAGAUGUCCGCAGUGGUCAUUUUCGUUUACUCCGAGGCUGGUUGCAGUCCUUAGUCCAAGACACAAAACUACAUUUGCAAAAUAUCCAUUUGCAUGAGCCCAGUAGGGGUAAACUGACCCAAUACUUUGCAGCCAACAAAGACAAAAAAAGAAAAUUGAGAAGGAGAGAGUCUUUGCAGGAACAAAGAACCAGAAUGAAAGGCACCUUUGACAGAGAUGCUGAAUAUGUUAGGGCAUUGAGGAGACACUUGGCCUUUUACCCAAGUGCACGACCUGUGCUGAGUUUAAGCAGUGGGAGCUGGACGUUAAAGCUUCCUUUUUUCCAAGAAGUGUUAGGGACGUCACUGAAGGCCUUGUAUGUUAUAAGGGACCCUCGGGCAUGGAUUUACUCAAUACUGUACAGUAGCAGACCAAGUCUUUACUCCUUGAAGAAUGUACCAGAGCACUUAUCUAAACUGUUUAAAAUAGAGGCUGGUAAAGGCAAAUGUAACUUAGAUUCGGGCUAUGCUUUUGAAUACGAAUCAUUGCGGAAAGAAUUAUCAAAAUCCAAUUCAAAUGCUGUCUCCUUGUUAUCUCAUCUCUGGCUAGCUAACACAGCAGCAGCCAUGAGAAUAAAUACAGAUUUGUUGGCUGCCAGCUACCAGUUAGUCAAGUUUGAAGAUAUUGUGCAUUUUCCUCAGAAAACUACUGAAAGGAUUUUUGCCUUUCUUGGAAUUCCUUUGUCUCCUGCUAGUUUAAACCAAAUAUUAUUUGCCACCUCCACGAACCUUUUCUACCUUCCCUAUGAAGGGGAAAUAUCGCCAACUAAUAUUAAUGUUUGGAAACAAAACUUGCCGAGAGAGGAAAUUAAAGUGAUUGAAAACAUCUGCUGGACCUUGAUGGCUCGUCUAGGAUAUCCAAAGUUUAUGAACUAG
Chrysochloris asiatica (Cape golden mole) is the source of this 3994-nucleotide messenger RNA. RefSeq names its product dermatan-sulfate epimerase-like protein-like. Gene Ontology annotation, molecular function: chondroitin-glucuronate 5-epimerase activity; sulfotransferase activity. The transcript has a single exon. The record is from RefSeq and is a predicted model, not a curated record. Bases 356 to 3994 code for a protein of 1212 amino acids. NCBI's taxonomy places the organism in Eukaryota, Metazoa, Chordata, Mammalia, Afrosoricida, Chrysochloridae.